AUGGUCAAUGAAAAUGACAGAACAUAUUACAACAACGACAACAACACACGUGUGGAUAACAACAACACGCGUUUCACGUGCUUUUGGCCCAAAUGUCAGUUCAGUACACACGAUGAAUACAAUAUAACUAGACAUCAAUUAGUUCACUCAUUGCCCAAACCAUUUGCAUGUGAUGUCGAUAACUGUAAUAAAUUAUUUAAAAGAAAAUCUGAUCUAAAUUCUCAUAAACGUAAAAAACAUCUAAAUAUUGAUCAUAAAUAUAAAUGCAAUUACAGUGAAUGUGAUAAAUCGUAUAUAGCAUUGAAUGAUCUAAAUAAACACAAACGUAUCAAACAUUUAAAUAUACGAUACAAAUGUGAUGUCAAUGAUUGCGGCAAAGAGUUUGGCCAAAGUCAUCAUUUGCUAAGACAUAAAACUAGUAUUCAUUUUAAGAUUAGACCAGAUCAUUCAAUUGAAUUGCAAUUUCGCUGCAAUUACGACGAUUGUGACAAACAUUUUGGUAGUAAAAAUGAUUUAGAAAAACAUAUAAAUAGUGUUCAUCUGAAGAUAAUUUCCAAACGAUUCAAAUGUGAUGUCGACGGUUGCGAUAAAAGAUUUGUUAGCAAUUCGUAUCUAUUGAAACAUAAGUUAACCCAUUCAGACAUUAAAUUGUAUAAAUGUGAUGUCAAUGGAUGCGAUAAAAGUUAUUCAUCAAAUCGAUCGCUUACUCUUCACAAACAUUAUAAACAUUGA
Molecule: messenger RNA, 732 nt
Organism: Oppia nitens
Lineage: Eukaryota; Metazoa; Arthropoda; Arachnida; Sarcoptiformes; Oppiidae
Product: zinc finger protein 92-like
Exons: 2
Coding region: 1-732 (243 amino acids)
Biological process (GO): regulation of transcription by RNA polymerase II; central nervous system development
Cellular component (GO): nucleus
Molecular function (GO): DNA-binding transcription factor activity, RNA polymerase II-specific; RNA polymerase II cis-regulatory region sequence-specific DNA binding
Source: RefSeq, a predicted model, not a curated record